Procambarus clarkii (red swamp crayfish) is the source of this 768-nucleotide messenger RNA. RefSeq lists its product as uncharacterized. The record is from RefSeq and is a predicted model, not a curated record. Lineage: Eukaryota; Metazoa; Arthropoda; Malacostraca; Decapoda; Cambaridae.
AUGGAACGACACCUGGCGGACACAGCGGCAUACCACCGGAUCAUAAACCAAGACGCUACUCUGAAGAACGCCCAGACAAAGAGCAGGAAUUUAGUCCUCAAGCUUUUUAAAAAUAAAGACCGAGAUGGGAAUGAUGGGCUCAUGCAAACAAGGUCAAGGGACUUUUACUUAGUCUUUGAGUCUGCCAUCCUGCAGCUUUAUCUUCUACCAGAGAUUCACAAACCAGAGAACGAGAUCACAGGAACGUUGCAGAAGAGACCAGUGCUGGGCGGCUGCCGGGCUCCUACCAGACCGGAUAACUGGAUGUGUACAGCCUUCCUCAACCCCCUUCUACGUCUCCUACCGGAACGCCUUCAAGACACAACAGACUUCUUGAACAAGGUAACCAGCAUCAGAGAUCCAGCUCCAUGCAGAGCCUGCCUUUUCUCAAUGGAUGUGGUAUCGCUCUACCCGAGCAUAUCACAGAGAGAGGCAGCCAAAGUGGUAGCAACCUUUUUUGAUGAAAACGAACAGAGAAUUACACAACUGCGAGAAGCGGGAGUAUGGAGGCCGCCUCACAAGCAGUUAUUUAAGGAAGCAAUACUCCAUGUAAUAAGGGAUACCCUCCUUCAAUUCGAUGGUAAGGUAUAUAGACAGACAAAUGGCACUUCCAUUGGAGCGUCCAGUAGCGUAACUAUUGCUGACAUCUUUAUGCAUGUAGUAUUUGAAAGGGAGAGAUCCCACAGAGAAGACGCCCCAGCAGUGUACCAUAGACUGGGAAGCAUAUGA